AUGUUGAUUCGGCGACGUGUGGGGAUCAUCUGUCAGCUGGUCGGUGAGCUGCGGCUACGACUGUCGGUGGCGCUCGUGCGGUCGGCUGAGAACCGAGCUGACGCAUUGACGCGAGUCCCCAAAGACUGGCUUCGUAACGUGAGUGUGACUCGAGAGUGCGAGUCUCCAUCGCCCGGAGUCAGUGCGGCGGUCGUCUCCGAGCCGCCGCCUCUGGCCGGUGCCGCCGCUGGGCGGGCCGACAGCGGUACGGCGGACGAGCUCCGUGCAGCCGUGUGCCAGUCACACGAUCGGGCCGGCCACCCCGGUGUCCGUCGGACAUUGUACUUUGCCCGCCGUGAUGUGUCGCGUGACGUCACCCGGGCUAUGGCUCGUGCAGUGGUGGAGAACUGUGACGCGUGCCGCUCGAUUGACCCGGCCCCGGUGCGGUGGAGACAUGGCUCGCUCGGCGUGUCUGUCCCGUGGCAGCGCAUAUCCAUCGACGUCACCCAUCACCGCGGACAGAACUACCUCACCGUCAUUGACUGUGGGCCAUCGCGCUUCUGCGUGUGGCGCUCGCUGCGUCGCGCCAACGCCAACGAGAUCGUUGGCCACCUAGAGCAGCUAUUUCUCGAGCGCGGAGCCCCUGAGGAGAUCCUGACAGACAAUGACACGGUGUUCCGUGGCCGUCAUAUGGCUGUGCUCGCGGCGCGGUGGAGAGUGGCUCUCAGAUUCCGAGCUGUCCACGAGCCAGGCGGGAAUGGUGUGGUGGAGCGGUGCCAUCGGACAAUCAAAGUCAUCGCCGCGAGGCGCCAGUGUACCGUGGCCGAAGCGGUUCACAUUUACGUGACCCCGCGCGAUGGAGUGACGGCAGAGUCCGCCCCGGCAUCCGGGGUGUAUCAGUACACCGUGCGGGAUUGUAUUCGGUCCGCGCCGUCUGACGCCGCUGAAGCUAGCGAGCGGCACUCAUUCGUGUCUGACGACCGGUGUCGUGUUAGGCCGCCGCUAUCUGACGCCACGGAGGCUGACAGCGACGGGGACAGUGACAGUGUCGAUGACGGCGACGGGGACAGUGACAGUGUCGAUGACGGGCCGCCAUUGUACGUGGACUGUCACUGGGAGGCAACUGAGGACGGCGCUGACGUGGUUGUAGACAAUGGAACGACCGUGCGUGCUGUGCCUGAGACACUGCAGCACGCUACGGAGCAGACGGGGACUGAGCCCCCUGCAGCCGAGCCGGCUGUGGCUGAGCCUCCUGCAGCCGAGCCGGCUCAGGUCGAGCCGGUGCUGCUGCGGCGGAGCGCCCGCCUGCAGAGUCGGAUGGCCGGGAAGCUUGGCGGAGACCUGCCGGCCCGGCGGUGGCGCGGCCUGCGAUGGACGGUCGACGGCCGGGUCUCGGGAAGCAUCCGCCCGAACUAA
Messenger RNA from Amphibalanus amphitrite, 1395 nucleotides. RefSeq lists its product as uncharacterized. The record is from RefSeq and is a predicted model, not a curated record. NCBI's taxonomy places the organism in Eukaryota, Metazoa, Arthropoda, Thecostraca, Balanomorpha, Balanidae. The coding region runs from base 1 to 1395 and encodes 464 amino acids. Gene Ontology annotation, biological process: DNA integration. Gene Ontology annotation, molecular function: nucleic acid binding. The transcript is spliced from 3 exons.